Microthlaspi erraticum is the source of this 771-nucleotide messenger RNA. The record is from the annotation of a GenBank genome assembly. NCBI's taxonomy places the organism in Eukaryota, Viridiplantae, Streptophyta, Magnoliopsida, Brassicales, Brassicaceae.
AUGCUGAAGCCGGAGGAUGUGUUGGCCGACGAGUUUGUUAGAGCAGGAUUGGGUCUGGAGUUUCCGAAUGGAGAGGAUGGGGAACCAGUGGUUACUAUAGGGCAGGAGGUGUUGGAAGUCAUGAAUGGGAUCUGGAAGCAGUGUAUGAUCGUGAAGGUGCUAGGGCGUAAUAUUGCGAUCUCGGCGCUGAGUAGGAAGCUAAGAGAGAUGUGGAAACCAAAGGGUGCGAUGUACAUGAUGGAUCUCCCUCGUCAAUUUUUUAUGAUUCGCUUCAAAGAGGAGGAGGAGUAUAUGGCAGCACUGACCGAAGGUCCUUGGAGGGUGUUUGAGAACUAUCUCAUGGUACAAGCUUGGUCACCAAGUUUUGACCCCACUCAGGAUGACAUUGAUACUACACCAGUAUGGAUUUGGCUGGCAAACAUUCCGAUUAACUUUUAUCACAAAUCAAUACUGAUGGGAACUGCGAGAGGGACGGAAAAACCAAUCAAGGUGGAUCUCACUACGUUGCAUUGUGAACGAGCUCGGUUUGCUCGGGUUUUCGUUGAAGUGAAUUUGAGGAAGCCGCUAAAAGGCACAAUGCUUAUCAAUGGGGAGAGAUACUUUGUGUCAUAUGAGGGAUUGUCAAGCAUAUGUUUGAAAUGUGGUCUGUAUAGACAUCUAGUACACUCUUGCCGACAGGGAAGGCAAGAGAUUGUUUCACAUGUAGAAGUGGCAGCACAUGAAAAAACAACUAAUGGUAAAUGCAAGUCCGGAGGGGAAUGGUCUAGAUGA